AUGGACGACGUCUCCAAGUUUUUGCAAGAUGUCAAGGAGAUGAAUGCUCGCCGAACCGAAGAAGACGACGCCCGUCAACGCGAACUCGACGAAAAGAUACAGCAGGAGAAGAGAGAACGACAAGCUCGUCGCGCCGCUCCCGAAACCAUGGACAGCUUCUCAACCUCUCCAACAAAGGAGAACGAUUCCCCCUUUGACGCCGAAAGCAAGCGAUCGAGCGUGACAUCCCCUACCGGCGGCGUACAAGGAGCGCGGCCGCUGUCGUGGCAGAGACGUCCCAACUCUCAGCAUUCGGAUCGAUCCAAGAGCCGUCCCUUGUCCGUCGUUGCCGCCGAGAACGCGACCAGGACCUCGCAGAACCCAACUCCCGACCCCUCCUCCGCAACCGAGCAGACCUUCUCUAGGGACCAAAUCUCUCAAUCACUUGGUUCCAAAGACCCCGCGUGGUUCCGCCAAACGGCCGAUCGUGCCAGCGUCGGCUCGGCUGCAAAUCGCAAGAGUCAGGUUGAGGAUACCGAUACCAACGACAUGUCCUCAAUGCGCGCCCAUCAGCUCCCCGGCAUGAGCCGCAGCUCUUCGACAGACUUGUCUGCCGAGCAGUCUAGCCCGACGAAAGAAACCCGACUGGGCUCUCCGCUGUCACUCAGCAGCUCCCAGAGACUCGACCCCCCUGCCGAGAUCUCCGAGAAUGACCCCACAGCGCUGCGCCGAAAGUCAAUCAUAGGAUCCGGUCGCUCAUCACCCACGCGACCUGUCUCUCCUACCAAGGGCAUGGGCGGUUUCGUCCAAAGCGCAAUGAUGAAGAGGUCAGACAGCGUCAAGAGAUGGAGUGUAACCUCUCCCCCUGGCCUUGUCCGCGCCGAUUCAGCUGCUUCAAGCCGGCCUGAGUCUCGCUCCCGUCCGCAGAGCAUGUAUAUGCGGGACGGAGCUGCUACGCCUACAGGGUCAUCUCACUCUCGGUCUCUGUCCCGCCCCGCAUCUCGCCCUACUUCUCGUCAUAGCAAUCAGGAACAACAAGACGAGAUCGAGACUACACCAAAAGCGCCUGUAGCAGCACCUCCUCCCGAAGCCAAGCCCGACGUCAAGCCCGACGUCAAGCUCGAUACCAAGCUCGAUACCAAGCUCGAUAACAAGGAGGAGGACAAUAAGGAUGUGACACCGCCAUCAAGCCCUUCAAAGACUAUGGAUUCUAGAAGAUGGAGCCCGACGAAGGCAAGCUGGCUGGAAACCGCACUGAACAAGCCAGAGUCCCCGAAACCUAAGCCUCCGCCGGUAUCAAAUCAGCCAGCUUGGAUGGUGGAGCUCAACAAAGCAAAGGCUCACAAGGCUGCCAACCCCAGUGCCGACCUAGGCCGAAGCGGCUCAGUAUCAUCGCAAAAGCACGAAGUCAAUGUCGGCGGGCUGAUGCGUUCAUCACCUAUGGGAAGCCAUGUGUCCAAGCCCUCUGUAAGUGGCCUCAAGGGUAUAUAUGCGCCACCAGUACAAACCCACAAGACCGGCGGCAGCAUCAGCAGCCCAAGCUUCCGUACCAGCACAAUCAAAAGCCCGGCAGGCGAGGACAAACUGGAAGGAGAUGCUCUGCCCGUGGAUAUUCCAAAGCGCUCCUCGGUCACUGACAGCCCUUCUGUGGCUAAAGUCAAGCCUGAAACCCCUCCCAAGAAGGAUUUCCGCUCUGGCCUGAAGUCCAGAAACGUCUCUGGCGAUGCUGCUUCUUCCAAAGAGCCCGCCAACGAGUUGCAGAAUGUUUUUGGCAACUUGCGACGGACAAAGACGCAGAAUUACGUGGCGCCAGAUGAGCUAAAGAGCAAUAUUUCGCGCGGCAAAGCGGCCUUGAACAUCACCGGCGGACCGAAGCCCAGCGAGCGCAAGGAUGAGUUCAAGGAUGCGAUUUUGAAGAAAAAGCAGGACUUCCAGGCUGCUCAAUCGCAAGGCAAAGGCGUGGUUAGAACCAAGUCCAAUGCAUCUGAGAAUCCUGUCCCAGAAGCUCUGCUGAAAAGACAUGCGUUGAGCAAGUCGAUUUCGGGCAGAUCAGAUGCUACCUCACCCUCCGCUAUCGAGCACCGAAAGUCUGUGAGCGAGAGGCCCAAGUCAUCGUACAGGGACGAUUCCAAUGAGUCGGUGGCUUCGCUCAGAUCGCCUUCUGUCAAAUCACCCUCUGCCAGGUCGCCAUCGCUCAAAUCGCCUUCUAUCAAGUCGCCAGUAGAACCCGGACCUACGGCUGAGGUUCAGAAGGAGAGCAUUGCUCCCGGCCGGCUUCAAGGACGUGCCGCUGCCGGUGGCCUAGCGGGCCGCUUCAAUCCUGCACUCGCAGGGCUUUUGGCUCGUGGCCCCCCUCCCAUGGCUACCAACGGAGGACGAGAUGCCGAGAAGUCGGAAGAAUCCAGCGGGGCGCCCGCCGAACCUACGGCUCCAGGACCUCAGCUUACACACAUGACUAAGGGUCGUGCUCGUGGACCGAGAAGAAAGGCGCCGUCUUCCAAGGCUCCUCCGGCAGCUGCACCAAGCGCAGAAGUGGCAAGCCAACCUAAUCCCAGCCCGAGUGCCCUCUCACCGGCGAAGGAGGAGCCGCCUGUAAUUGGAGAAGUUGUCAAGAGCCCCGCAAAGGAGGCUCCAAUGUCCAUCCAAGCCCAGGUCGCUGCUCAAGCAGCUGCUAAGAACAGGCCCGCACCUCUCAAGCCUUUUGGGACCGCUGCUGAGGUUCCCGCUGAGAAGCCUGCGGAAAAGUCUCCAGAGAAGCCUAUUCUUCCGGCUAAGGAGGAAGAUCCUGUUUCAAAGCGCAGGUCCCGGUCUCCUACGAUGAAGCUCCAGGCCUCCCCGAUCAAGCCCGUCGAGGAGAAACCCAGCGAACCCGCCUCUCAGCCCACCUCACCUAAGAAGCUGGACAUGAAGCGCAUGUCUAGAUUCUUCGAAGAGAACAACCAGUCGAGCCCAAAGCCUGAAAGCCCCAAAAGGGAGAGCCCAAAGAUGGAAAGCCCCCCCAAGAUGAGCAGCCCCCCCAAGAUGGUCAGCCCGACAAAGGAGAGCCCCAAGGUGGAGAGUCCCAAGAUUACCAGCCCUAGGAUGGAGAGUCCCAAGGUUGCCAGUCCCAAGAUCAUCAGUCCCAAGGUUGCGAGCCCGAAGAGAGAAAGCCCAGCUUCGUCGCCAAGCAUCAAGCCCAAGCCCGUUUUCGAUAAGCCCUUCAGCCCGCCACCCCAAAAGUCGGAGGAAGCUAGACCGAAGCCAGUAUUUGAGAAGCCUCCGAGCCCUGUACUUCAGAGAAGCGAGGAUGUCUCUCCUGUCAAGACUUUCGGGCGGCCUCUUCCCGAGCCUAAGCCGAGUUCUCCUGCAAAGCCUUUCUCGGACAAGGUUGAGGAAGCUCCUGCGCCCAUCAGGACUUUUGGACGCCCGCUGCCCGAACCAACUCCCAGAUCACCGACACGGUCUCCCGUUCGGUCACCGCCGCCCAACGAGCAAUUCGAUAGCCCUCACGUAGCGCCUCUCAGAACCUUCGGCCGACCUCUGUCCAGGCCUAGUUCACCUCAAAAGUCAAAUGACAGGGUUGACAGCGAGCCUGUGGUGUCCGUCAAGAACGCUGCAUCGAUGUUCGGCGGCGCUGUGGUACGGUCGCCACCUCUGGAGGCCAAGUCGCGAUUUGAGAGCCCCGUGUCUCCAGUCCAGAGGACUGAUACUCCCACGAGGAUCUCUACAAGGCCCCUGCCUAUCCCACCGAAGCCUUCCUCGCCUACACCAGUCGCAUCUCCUGUUCGAUCCCCCACGAAGUCAAGCUCAGAGGUCUCCAGUCUAUUGGAUGACUUUUUUGGCACGCCGCGGCCACAGAGGGAGUACCGCCUUGACACCACUGAAGUGUUGAUGAACAAGCCCCGGGUGCGCGACAUCCAAAGCCAGGGUACAAGGCUGUUCCAAAUCACUGGAGACGGAAAGAAGAUGCCUGUACAAUCACAUAACGAGCGUAUCUUGUUCGAGCGGGAAAUGUACAUCUGUGCUCACACAUUUUCCAACGAGGCUGGCUGGAAGGAGACGGAGGUGUAUUUCUGGGCUGGUGACGAGGUACCGGCAGCAACUGUGGAAGAUACGACUCUUUUUGUCAACCGAGAGGCUCGUUCGCUCGGCGGCAAGCUCGUCAAGAUGCGCCAGGGCAGAGAAACUCCCGAGUUCAUCAUGGCGCUUGGAGGUAUGAUCAUCACCCGUCGCGGUACCAACACCAAGUACGACUCCUUGGCACCAAGCAUGCUGUGUGGUCGCCGGACGCUUGGCCAGGUUGUAUUUGACGAGGUCGACUUCUCAUCUGCAAGCCUCUGCUCUGGGUUCCCUUUCUUGAUUACGCAGUCAGGAAUGUGCUAUCUCUGGAAGGGCAAGGGCAGUGAUGUGGAUGAGCUGAGUUGCGCCCGUCUCAUUGGUAUGGACUUGAGCUUGAUGGGCGAGCUCCUAGAAAUCGAGGACGGCAGCGAGCCGGAUAGCUUCUGGGCCAUCUUCAAUGACGGCACGAAGCCGCACUCUGCAGACCACUGGCGUUUGAAGUCCAACUACGACAAGUACUGCCAAAGACUCUUCCGCUCGGACGCGUCUGCGGCAAAGCAGGUCACUGAAAUCAGCCCGUUCACUCAGGCUGACCUGGACCCUUCCUCCAUCUACGUACUAGAUGCAUUCUUUGAAAUGUACAUCAUUGUCGGUAGGACGGCGCAGAGCGAGUACAGCUCCUUCCGCAACGCUCUUGACUUUGCGCAGGAGUAUGCCAUUCUGGCUAGUGGCAUGGAAGAUCGGCCCUUUAUCCCCAUCUCGACGGUCGUGUUGGAGGGUAUCCCCAAAGACCUGAAGAGUGUGUUCCGCAAGUGGCGAGACGAGUCUAGUCCGACCAUCAUGCCCCAAAAGGCGGCGUCCGGUCUGAAGCGCGGACGAUCUCUGCGCGUCGUUCCCCUCACCCACGCGCUCCAGGCUCUUAGUGAGUAA
Molecule: messenger RNA, 4947 nt
Organism: Colletotrichum fioriniae
Lineage: Eukaryota; Fungi; Ascomycota; Sordariomycetes; Glomerellales; Glomerellaceae
Source: RefSeq, a predicted model, not a curated record